AUGGCGGCCAGUAUUCUUGAUUCUUGCUUGGGUAUAUGCCUCACUAAGAGUCCGUUAGAUGGGUUCGAACAUGCAGGAUAUGGCAUCCACGUUUCGCAGCUGCCAUUAUCCGUGCUCAGUACCUAUCGCAAGCUCGCCUUGCUUAUGCUCUACUAUCGACUCCUACAAGCGACGCAUCCGCUAUAUGUGUACACCAUUUACGCGGUCGGCUUCGUCAUUGCAGGUUAUAGUAUUGCACUUCCGCUGGCAUUGAUCUUCGGCUGCAGCCCUAUUCAAAAAAGCUGGGACAUCACUAUUGCGGGCUCCUGCAUCAACACAAGCGGAGUCUAUCUCGCGACUGCCAUCACUAACACGAUUAGUGAUGUCACAUUGAUACUGCUUCCGAUCCCCAUUGUAUGGGGUCUCCGUCUAUCUGUCAUUCAAAAGGUCGGAGUGCUCUGUAUGUUUGGUGUUGGAUUCUUAACCACCAGUAUAAGUAUCGUUCGCUUAGCAACGCUGAUGCCUCUGGUCACGUCGCAAGAUCAGACACACGAUAUCGCACUCGCCGCGGUCUUCAUCAAUAUCGAAGCCAACACCAUUAUCAUAUGCGGCUCUUUCCCCUAUUUACGCCAAUUCCUGCGAUACCAUGCUCCGCGGUGGAUCGAUUAUAGUCUGAGCUCGCGACGGAAACAAUCCUCUUCUACAGAGUCGCCAUCGGCUCCAAUGCGCAAGCCAGGUCUCACUCAGCUCCAGGAUGAUAUCGAAAGGGCGAUCAACCACACGGAUGGGACCACGAGCGUAGAAGAGAGUAUGAGACCGGGGCCCAGAGAAGUGAUAUAG
Molecule: messenger RNA, 819 nt
Organism: Aspergillus pseudonomiae
Lineage: Eukaryota; Fungi; Ascomycota; Eurotiomycetes; Eurotiales; Aspergillaceae
Exons: 5
Coding region: 1-819 (272 amino acids)
Source: RefSeq, a predicted model, not a curated record